Molecule: messenger RNA, 521 nt
Organism: Sphaeroforma arctica JP610
Lineage: Eukaryota; Ichthyosporea; Ichthyophonida
Exons: 3
Source: RefSeq, a predicted model, not a curated record
AUGUUGAGUCGACCGCGUUUGCCGUUUCGCCGUCCUAUACUUGAACCGCAAAGGUUAGGAUUGUUCAUUGCCAAUUCGAUGAGACGACGAGAGUAUGGCGCUUCGGUUAAUAAACAAGUCGGCGAGCGCACUAAAUUGAACAACCUAUCUGUUGUUGAUCUAGGCUGUCUGGUCCUCGAGGCAACAGACCCAACUAUGAAAGUACAAUACACACAAGUUGCGAAGGAGAAACUUGAUAAACUCUACGAAUCACCUACAGAUGCCGCUACCAGGCAGACGCUUGGGGUCACGAGUGCCUACACAGUGCCACCCAUCGGCGUACCGAUUCGUCCCGCUUUAUUCGAACCAAAGGAUAUGCCCAGCACACGUGGUAGCGGGGCUACACUGGCACAGAACAUACUGCAUAACUUGGCACACAUUGAGUUCAAUGCAAUGAAUAUGUAUUGGGAUACCGCUCUGCGUUUCCAGGGUUUUGUCAAGGAGAGUUCCGUGCCGACGAAACGGGCCGCACCAGGUAUCGA